Messenger RNA from Chilo suppressalis (striped riceborer), 1657 nucleotides. The record is from the annotation of a GenBank genome assembly. Lineage: Eukaryota; Metazoa; Arthropoda; Insecta; Lepidoptera; Crambidae.
CAGCCAGUAUCAGUGCAACCGCGAGAGUGACUCGCCGAUAGUCGCUCCGCUCGCGUCCUAUGUGAUCUCAUUCAGGAACAACAGACAAAUUAUUAUUUGAAAACAAUGUCGGAAGAGUCAGCGCAAUCUGCCCAGGAGGCGGUAGAGCAGGUGACACAGGAGGUGAAGGACGUCAAGUUAGAGAACGGAGCAUCGGCACCCAAUGGAACGCCAGCCAAGGGCGAAGACAAUGCUGUGCCCUUCAAGGAUGCGUUCAAAGCAUUUUCCAAGUUUGGCGAUCCAAAAUCGGACGGAAAGCAUAUAACUCUAUCACAAAGUGACAAAUGGAUGAAGCAAGCAAAGGUAAUAGACGGGAAGAAAAUCACAACCACGGACACCGCCAUACAUUUCAAGAAACUAAAGUCGUUGAAAGUGGGGAUUGAAGAUUAUCAGAAAUUUCUCGAUGACCUAGGCAAGAGUAAGAAAGUUGAAUUAGAAGAAAUAAAGCGAAAACUAACCACUUGUGGUCAGCCGGGAGUCUCAAGUCACGUAGCGAAAUCUCCGGCUGCUGCGGCUACUGUAGACCGCCUCACUGAUACGAGCAAAUACACAGGCUCCCAUAGACAAAGGUUUGACGAGACCGGGAAAGGCAAAGGCAUCGCCGGCAGAAAAGACCUCGUCGACGGUUCCGGUUACGUCUCCGGCUACCAACAUAAGGACACUUACAAUAAAAGUCAUUAGAUUGAAUCCUCUCUCAAACUAUCAUCCAGGAAGAGUCAAGAUAUAGACAAUUGCAAGACAUUUACAUUUUAAAGAUAAAACUGCAGUUGGCGACGUUUGAAUAAUACGUAGGCUGUUCCGUCAGAGAUCCCGAAUAGGCGGACCAUAUGAAGCUUCUAUUAAUAAGUACCUACUUUAACAAGAAUUCAAAAGGACAACUCACAAAUAAUAUACCUCAGUAUAUUACAACAUUGAAAAGCUGCAGAGCAACUUCUUCUCCAAAAAGUUAUUUUUUUAAGGAAGUGAUAAACCGUUUUUCCUAAAAUAACAAAGUUAUUGAUGUAAUUUACGUACCUAGGACAUUAUGAAAUAAUUAUCAAAAACCCCUAUAUCUAUACAGUUUAUAGAUAUGGAGGUUUUCGAUAAUUGUUUAGAUAGAUACGGGAUAAGCUGCCUACGAUGCAUGGGAAUUUAAUUCGGAUUCGUCUAGAAAACCAUGACAUCAAAUUAAAAACCAUUCCAUUUACUUGAAGAAGUCAACACAGUGAAAGUUAAAUAUUAUGGCUCCCUAAUACACAUCGUUUUAACGGUAAAGCUUUAUGGAUAAAAUAUCAAGGGAGUCGUAUAAAAUGUCACGAAUCAAGUUUUUCUCAAUAUUACAAAAGUGAGUCCGUGUAUGUUCCAAUACAACAAUUAGCAAUGUCUAUUUCAAUCAUAGAAGAGUGUAUAAGCAACACUACUUACAGAUUCUUUUAUGAUUGGAAUUGACUCCACGUAGGGGUAUUCAUAUAGCUAUGUUAGAAUAAAUAGCUUCCGUACAACGGCUAUGAUUUUUGCUUAUCAUCUUUUUUAGGGUACUGAUAUUAACUGAAUACUUUUAACUUACCUUAUAACUAUGUUAAUUCAGGAAUAUCGUCUGAAAUUCUUGAAGUUUGAGGGUUAUUUGACCAAAUAUGCU